CUCCCCCCGCUUAUUUGGGAGAUUAGAGUUCAUUAAUUAAAUCCUGUGCUUAGAUCGAACUGUAACGUUAUUCCAAUCACAUUUAUCUUACAGGCGGCGGAGAUGGCAGCCUAGCUGGAAACGCGCGGGGGAGCCUCAGCCGGCGGCCGGGGACGCACAGCGCGGCGCGUUCCAUCGCCACGCCGCCGCGCAGGCCCUCCAUCUUCCUGCUCAGCCUCCUGGCCCCGCUCGGCCCUGCCUUGGGGGUCGGCUUCUCUCUGGGGCUCCUGCCCUUCCCCACCUCCCCGGCCUCCGCGGCUCCCCUGCCCGGUCCCCCUCCCCCGCCACACACGCUGACACGCGCGGGCGAACACACACACACUCACACACUGACACGCCAGCGAGCUGCUGGCCGCUCAAUGGACCGAUUUCCCUGCUUCCCUUGAUCCCAGCCCAGCCCGGGAUGAGAAAUUGCAAAAUGGCCCGGGUCGCCAGUGUGCUGGGACUGGUCAUGCUCAGCGUCGCCCUGCUGAUUUUAUCGCUCAUCAGCUACGUGUCCCUGAAAAAGGAGAACAUCUUCACCACUCCCAAGUACGCCAACCCGGGGGCGCCCCGAAUGUACAUGUUCCACGCGGGAUUCCGGUCACAAUUUGCGCUGAAGUUUCUAGAUCCGUCAUUUGUGCCCAUUACGAAUUCUCUGACCCACGAACUCCAAGAGAAACCUUCUAAGUGGACAUUUAAUCGGACAGCGUUUUUACAUCAAAGGCAAGAAAUUCUUCAGCAUGUCGAUGUAAUAAAAAAUUUUUCUUUGACCAAGAAUAGUGUUCGGAUCGGACAACUGAUGCACUAUGAUUAUUCCAGCCAUAAAUAUGUUUUCUCUAUUAGCAAUAACUUCCGAUCACUGCUUCCAGAUGUGUCACCCAUUGUGAAUAAGCAUUUUAAUAUUUGUGCUGUGGUUGGAAAUAGUGGGAUCCUGACAGGGAGCCGGUGUGGACAAGAAAUAGAUAAGUCAGAUUUUGUUUUCCGUUGCAAUUUUGCCCCUACGGAGGCUUUCCAAAGAGAUGUUGGAAGGAAAACCAACCUUACCACCUUCAACCCCAGCAUUCUGGAAAAAUAUUACAACAAUCUUUUGACCAUUCAGGACCGUAACAACUUUUUCCUGAGUUUAAAAAAGCUCGAUGGGGCCAUUCUUUGGAUCCCUGCAUUUUUCUUCCACACUUCAGCAACUGUUACCAGGACAUUAGUUGACUUUUUUGUUGAACACAGAGGUCAGUUAAAGGUCCAAUUGGCUUGGCCUGGAAAUAUAAUGCAACAUGUCAACAGGUACUGGAAAAACAAACAUUUGUCACCCAAACGGCUGAGCACAGGUAUUCUCAUGUACACCCUUGCGUCAGCGAUGUGUGAAGAGAUCCACUUGUAUGGAUUUUGGCCUUUUGGAUUUGACCCCAACACAAGGGAAGAUCUUCCAUACCAUUAUUAUGACAAAAAAGGGACCAAAUUUACCACCAAGUGGCAGGAGUCACACCAGCUGCCUGCCGAGUUUCAGCUGCUGUACCGAAUGCAUGGGGAAGGGCUCACCAAGCUGACUCUGUCACACUGUGCCUAAGACUCUGAACAGAAAGUGCCAAAUGGCCAUUUGAAAAGUGCCCCAAAUCAAACGGAAUAGUCUUCAGAAUAGAACCCUAGAGAAUUCCUUAUAAAGACUGUCUGCCGCUUAAAAGGAAAGAUCUCUUCUCUCCCUCUUUUUGCACCUGCUCUCUUAAGAGUCUUGGCAAGACAAACGAAUUGAAGCCACAUGAUGUAAACUUGAUUGAUAAAGGGAAUGUCGCAUUGGGAACCAUGCUGCUAACGAAAUGGUCGGAAGUAUUUUAGUGUUUGUAUUUUGAUAAUAAACUGCCUCCCAUUUUUUUAUGAGGACGGGAGCUGUCAUUGCUGCAGCUUUGAGAUACAGUCCUCAUUGUCACAGGCCUCUGGCCAAUUUGGGCAGGAUUUCAGUUUUGCCUGGGUGGGAUCAGACUCUUCAAAAUGGAAACAAAAAAACCAUUUGCGUAUCUCAUCUCUCUCUCUAUUUCUCGCUGUUGUUCUCAAUCUCUUCCCUACAAUCCCUCGCCCCACCACUGUGGAGUUUAAUAAUUUGCUAGGAAUCAUAUUAAAUUAGCUUUGCUUGUA
This is a messenger RNA of Neofelis nebulosa (Clouded leopard), 2148 nucleotides long. RefSeq names its product ST8 alpha-N-acetyl-neuraminide alpha-2,8-sialyltransferase 3 (gene ST8SIA3). Gene Ontology annotation, biological process: N-glycan processing; oligosaccharide metabolic process. Gene Ontology annotation, molecular function: alpha-N-acetylneuraminate alpha-2,8-sialyltransferase activity. The record is from RefSeq and is a predicted model, not a curated record. The transcript has 4 exons. Bases 443 to 1585 code for a protein of 380 amino acids. NCBI's taxonomy places the organism in Eukaryota, Metazoa, Chordata, Mammalia, Carnivora, Felidae.